UCCUCUCCACAUCCCCCUCUCGUCAAACCCUCAUCUCCCUGCUGUCUAAUCUCCAUCCUCCUACCGUCAUCUCCCCAUCCCCUUCUUGUUCUCUCCUCAUCCCCCUCUCGCUAUCUCCCAAUCCUCCUUCCCAUCCUCUCCCCAUCGGGGCGUUUUAUCCCCCCCCAGUUCUCUCCCCAUCCCCCUCUCUUCCUCUCCCCAUUCCCCUCUCGUCCUCUCUCCUUCCACCUCUCGUCUUAUCCAAAUCCCCCUCCCGUCCUCGUGCCAACCCCCUCCCGUCUUUUUCCCAUCCGCCUCCCGUACUUUCCCCAUCACCCUCCUGUCCAUACCCCCAUUCAGCCCUCGUUGUCCCCUCAUCCCUCUCCAGCCCUCUUCUUUUCCCCAUCCCCUCCUCUCCCCAUCCCCUCCUCUCCCCAUCAUCUUCUCGUAUUAUAUCCAUCCCCCUCCCCUCCUCUCCCGAUCCCCCUCCCGUCCUCCCAUUAUCCCCCUCUCGCCGUAUCCCCUUCCCCCACAAAUAACCCUCUUUCCCCCUCCCAAUCCACUCUUGUCCUCUCCCUAUCCCCCUCUUGCCCCCCACCGAUCCCUGUCUUACACGCGCCUGUAGUUGAAGCGGACGGAGUGUCGACGCUCGUUGCGACGGUCGGCGGGAGGUGAGUGGAAGGCGGCGUGGGGGGAUGGCACCCACGGUCGUGGCGCCGAUGGACUGGCGGGCAUGCGCUAAUCGGCGCCUUGUUGGAUCGGCGCCUCGGUGGAUCGGCGCCUCGUUGGAUCGGCCGCCGUUUCGUAACGCGCUUGCGCGAGGCGUCUGGCUUGCGCGCAAGCCUGGCGGAGGCGAGCGUCGCGAACUAGCAGCGGGUGAUAGCGGUUGGCGCACUUAUCGGGGGCAUCGUUACUGGGGGCUCCGCGCAACGGGGUAAUGGAAGAUUGCUAGGGGGGAACGCGUGCAGAUGUUCCCUAGGUGCUCAAGAAUCGGCGAGUAGGACUCCAAGGAUUGCGCGUGGGGGGCGGACGCUGAGAAUGUCGAGAGUGCACUCAAGGUCGCGCUUCAAACGGUGUUGUCGCUGCUGCUCGCCUCGUCGUCCGCUCGAGCUUACAAUCGUCAUUCUCCGCCGCUCAACGUGUUGCAAUGGCGGCUUUCGCCUCCCACUCGCGACUCGAUCGUCUCGUGGUGUUUCUGGCCCUGCUUCUUGGCAUGGCAGUCCCCUCAACCACCAAGGCAUGUUAUUCUCAUCUCUGCAGUCCCAUCAACCACCAAGGCUAAGACAGUGGUGGUGGGAGGGGGGGGGCGUCAACUCAUGGAGCGAGUGGCGCAUGAGGCUGUGGAAGAAGCCAGUGCUGCGAGGUGGCGACACUCUCAUGUUCAAGUGGUGGGGCUCCCCUAAUGACGUUGUAGCUUCAAUCACAAAGAGCCAGUUCGGUACAUGCAACUUCACUGGGUGGAUCAUGCUCCACAGCACCACGUGGGUGGGUCGCUACAAGCUCGUGCUCCCAUCCGGAGCGAACUGGGUUUUUUUUCGCCAGCAGCUUGAAAACAAGGUGCCAUAGGGAUCUCAAAUACGAUACCGGUACCAUCUUGCCAUGAGGAGUUCGGUAUGAGGCGAACAGAUACAGAUUUGCCAUGGCCAGCCGUUCUAGGAGAGUAUCAACUGUUAGUGGUGACAAUGGUUGGCUUGGCAUUGGCACCAUCUGUGCUUGAUGUGUUGGUUGGGGCUGUUUGUGGAUGUAGAAAGCAUGGCAUGCAUUACUUCG
This is a messenger RNA of Closterium sp. NIES-67, 1749 nucleotides long. NCBI's taxonomy places the organism in Eukaryota, Viridiplantae, Streptophyta, Zygnematophyceae, Desmidiales, Closteriaceae. The record is from the annotation of a GenBank genome assembly.